Messenger RNA from Cotesia glomerata, 2097 nucleotides. RefSeq names its product pH-sensitive chloride channel 2-like. The record is from RefSeq and is a predicted model, not a curated record. Gene Ontology annotation, biological process: chloride transmembrane transport; chemical synaptic transmission; nervous system process. Gene Ontology annotation, molecular function: transmembrane signaling receptor activity; extracellular ligand-gated monoatomic ion channel activity; neurotransmitter receptor activity. The coding region runs from base 474 to 2003 and encodes 509 amino acids. Gene Ontology annotation, cellular component: synapse; membrane; neuron projection. NCBI's taxonomy places the organism in Eukaryota, Metazoa, Arthropoda, Insecta, Hymenoptera, Braconidae. The transcript has 8 exons.
CUUCUCAUUCUCUUAAUAAUAUAGAUAUAAAAAGAUUUAAUUUGCACAAGUAUAUUUAGUAACAUAAUGCAACUAUAAUUAUCAGUUUAAAUCUUUAAUCAUUAAGCAUUUACGAUCUACUGUCUUCUCUUCGGGCGUCUUAUAAUUUUUACCAUACCUACUAUUUAUUUAGUUUGUAUAGCAUGUAAAUAUGUAUGCUUGUAAACGUUUGGUGAAUGACUAAUAUUUUAACACGUAGCGCAACAAAUUCAAACAGCGGUAAUUACAAUUGUAUAUCAUAAGUUUGAGUGGGAUCAACGUUUGGCUGCGGUUAUUUUUUUUACAUCAGCAAAUUUACCUGCUCAAAGCCACCACCUGAAAAACAACACCGCAGAGUUAGGCUCCAGUUGUUACAGUCGGUCCGAGUCUUACAGCUCGUUUUCAAACGCGAGGAUAUAUUUUUAUAUUAACAAUCAAUAGUAUAUAUAUAUAUAAUGUGUGGGUGCAAUGUUAUUUAUUUUUUAAAAUUAUCAACAACUAUUUUAGUUAUUAAUUUUUAUUCUGUACUAAGUGCUUCAAUUACAGCCGUCGAAGGUAAUAUUUGUCAUGCAAUUACUACAGAAAACACAUUAACACAAACAGAACUGCUUAAGGAACUGACAAAUGAUUGUCGUUACGAUAAGAUGGUUAGACCACCCGGUGAAAUCAAUGCAAGUGACCCAAUUCAUGUUGCCUGCAGGGCCAAUAUAUAUACAAUAAAGUCAAAUAUGGCCAAGACACUACAAUUCGACGUCCACAUGAUGCUUCAAUUUCGUUAUCGCGAUUCAAGACUCCGGUACGCCGAGGUAGCCCCGAAAUAUACUCAAAUUUUCGGUGGCCAGUCGGAACAUAAUUUAAUAUGGACACCGACAGUGUUUGUCUCCAACGAAAGGACUUCCGUCAUAAUGGGAAACGGUGUUAAAGAUUUGCUGAUAUCUAUCGAUCCUACCGGCAUGGUCAUCCUUAAUACAAGACUCGAAGCUACCUUGAACUGUGCACUUCACCUGGAAAAAUUUCCCUUCGAUGUACAGGAAUGCCCCCUGAUAUUUGAAAGUUGGACUCACAGCGCCCAAGAUAUGAAAUUAGACUGGGAUGAAUCGCCAAUAGUACUGUCUAAAGAAUUGCAUUUAACAGAGUAUCGACUGGUUGAGAAAUGGGUUAACGAGACUGAGGUCUCUUACACUGCGGCACAGCAACAUUAUGGUCACUUUGCUGGUAACUUUAGUUCUAUCAGCAUUACAUUUAAACUUGCCCGUGAAAUGGGAUUUUUUGUAAUGGACUAUUACAUACCAUCGGUAUUGAUUGUUGUUAUUUCCUGGGUAUCAUUCUGGCUUCAUGUAGACGCUAGUCCACCGAGAAUUGUUCUAGGAACUAAUACAAUAUUGGCAUUCAUGACUUUGGCGUCAAAAAUAGAAAAUUCAUUGCCGAAAGUUUCGUACAUCAAGGCCAGUGAAAUUUGGUUCCUUGGAUGCACUAUUUUUCUUUUUGCUGCAAUGGUUGAAUUUGCAUUCGUCAAUACUAUUUAUCGUCGAAAAAAAAAUGUACCUCUAAAAAAAGUAAACAGCAAAUAUAUUUUAAAAUCAACUUUAACGCCCCGUCUGGCAAGAAAACAAUUUCAAAAGAAUACUACAAAUCUUGAGCGGUCACGAUCAUGGUCUUCUCUCGAUCACAGCCGGCUCAACGGCAGCGAUUUCUCGAGUCAGAAUUAUUUAACAGUACAUAGUUUUCCCAGUACAAUAACCAUACCGGCGGUGAGAAUAGAAGAUGAGCGUGAUUUUUCAAAUGGUAGCGUUAUGACAAUUGAGAGUACGCCAUCGCCUCCACCUAAAUCAUUCACCCGGCGACCGACUCUCGCUAAAUUGCACAAUUUUACAACAAUGACACCCCAACAAAUAGCUCAAUGGAUCGAUCGGCGAAGUAGAAUCGUCUUCCCAGCAGCUUUUCUCAUCUUCAAUAUCCUCUACUGGUCCUUCAUCUGGAUCUAAACUUUCAAUUCCAUCGAAAUUAUUUUUUACAAAUUUAUUAAAAAAAAUAAAAUCAUCCGCGUGUCUUGAAUAAUCAAAAGGAAUUUAUAAUUAU